This is a messenger RNA of Ilyonectria robusta, 896 nucleotides long. RefSeq lists its product as uncharacterized. NCBI's taxonomy places the organism in Eukaryota, Fungi, Ascomycota, Sordariomycetes, Hypocreales, Nectriaceae. The record is from RefSeq and is a predicted model, not a curated record. The transcript has a single exon. The coding region runs from base 86 to 835 and encodes 249 amino acids.
CAACAUCAUUAUUUUGGAUCUUUCUCUUCUAUGAGAUUAUCCUACGGGGGCGACCCAGACUCGGCACGGAAUCCCCAUCGCCGAGAUGAUGAGCAAAUGGUCCGCAAAGCCGGCCGAUCACAAGGCCACCAGGCUGCGCAACAACCAGCGACGCCACCGGAAGCGAGUCAAGGAUCAAAUCGUGGAACUCGAGACCCGUCUAGCAGAUACUCAGACACAGCUUAACUGUGCUCUUACCCGUAUCGACGAGCUUUCCCGGGAACUGGACCAAUCAAAAAUGCACAACAAAUCGAUGUCGCUGCGGAGUCUCGGCGAGUCGAAAGAUCAUUCAACUGCGGUUGAUGCAGCGGCUGAGCCAUUGGAAUUUAGUCAUGGUUGUCUAUCAGUCCCAGUGGGAGAGUCUGCCAUGAUUCUGGGAGAUGACCAUUGCCCCCUGGCACAGAGAGGAAAUGACGAACCGAUCCAGCAGCCCUCUCUUCUUCAAAGCGAGACCAUCCCUAUCGUGGACCCAUCUUGUACUCAUCCACCCCAGUUAUUGGCCCCGUCUGGAAACGACAUCAUGUUACAAGGGCAUCUACCGGACUACGAGGCAUUUGCAGGCUCUGCAGACUCUAACUGCUGUCACUUGCCGCCUCCAGAACCCGGCAAAUCGACCACUCGCUGCCGAGAUGCAUAUCUUAUCAUCGCUCAACAAAAUUACAAAGGCUUGGAUAGCACUGCUUUACGCAGCUGGUUAGAACCCGGGUUUAGAGGAGCAAUCCGUGAAGGAGAUGGAUGCCGUGUGGAGACAGACUUGCUGUUUGCGUUGUUGGACCUUAUUAGCUCCUCUCAUUAGCCUCAUGCAAGAAGAAGUUUGGUCGGCGGUCCAAUCAUCGUUAAGCCUUAACAAGUGUCCC